This is a messenger RNA of Vicia villosa (hairy vetch), 840 nucleotides long. RefSeq lists its product as uncharacterized. The transcript has a single exon. NCBI's taxonomy places the organism in Eukaryota, Viridiplantae, Streptophyta, Magnoliopsida, Fabales, Fabaceae. Bases 1 to 840 code for a protein of 279 amino acids. The record is from RefSeq and is a predicted model, not a curated record.
AUGUUUGUCAAACACUCUUUGGAUAGGAAGAUAGCUUUGUUUAUUGUCUAUGUUGAUGAUAUCGUAAUUACGGGAGAUGAUGAUGCACAAGUCAACCAGUUAAAGCAACUUCUAGCAAAAGAAUUUGAAGCCAAAGUCUUGGGACAACUCAAGUAUUUUCUAGGGAUGGAAAUUGCACGAACAAAGAAUGGUAUUUCAAUUUCUCAAAGGAAGUACACUCUAGAUUUACUUCAAGAAACAGGUAUGCUUGGAUGCAAAGCUGUCAAUACUCCCAUAGAACAAGUAAAAAGGAGUGAAGACGAGGAUGUACCAUCUAAUAAAGAUAGAUAUCAAAGUCUAGUCAGAAAACUAAUCUAUCUAACUCACACAAGAUCAGACAUUGGUUUUGUCGUAAGCAUGGCUAGUCGUUAUAUGUCAAAUCCAACUGAAAAUGACAUGAGAAAUGUGAACAGAAUUCUCCAAUACCUGAAAGGUACGCCAGGCCGAGGACUUUAUUUUCAAAAGAACUCAAAUAGAGGUAUUGAAGUCUACACCGAUUAUGAUUGGGCAGGAUGUUUAUCUGACAGGAAAUCGACUACAGGCUACUGCACAUUUGUAUGGGGUAAUAUGGUAACUUGGAGAAGCAAGAAACAAUCUGUUGUGGCUAGGAGUAGUGCAGAAGCAGAAUUCAGAGCUAUGUCACAAGGUAUUUGUGAAGGAAUUUGGCUUAAGCGAAUGCUAGAUGAGAUUAAAAUUCCUACCAAUCACCCCAUGAAGAUAUUAUGUGAUAACAAGGCUGCUAUUAGCAUUGCUAAGAACCCGGUACAACAUGAUAUAACAAAGCAUGUGGAGAUAGACUGA